AUGUCCAUCAACGACAUUUCGGACAUGACAGCGAUAACCCCCGCCGGAUAUGCAGAGUUGAUCAAAACUCAUCUUCCCCCACUAUCAUUUCCCCCGUCUUGUGAUCCGAGCGGUUCCCAUCAAUACUAUUUCAUACAUGGCGACGCCCCCGAUCCAAAUCAUAAUUCUCUUCUAUCACAAAGUUCCAGCCUGCGAUCUCUGCUCGAUGAUCAAGACCCCGCCGUGCCUGCUGAUAGUGACAAUCUAGUUGUCGAACUCAAAUGCCAACUUAUGGAACUACAACAUACAGUAGCGAGUCUCCGAGCAGAUUUACUUAGGGUUACGAGUGAGAAAACAUCAUUACUCUCAACCUGCCAAGCAUUACAGAACAUUAUUGUGAAUAUACGAAGCUCUGCAAGCUCUGUCGCAUCGAGCUCAUCAGCCUCACCCCCUUCCGACACAUCAAAUACCACAGACGAACGCAAGCCAUCUUGCCUACUGGACAGAAUGAUUGAAGAGGAGUGCGAUCGCGAACUUGAUCCGGCAGACUAUCGAUCGGUGAACUCCUGGACGAAAAAGGAUUGGCAGGAACACUUCCCAACGAGCUCGUCCGCUGUACCUGGAUCUUCUUCGAAGAAAUCAGCACGUGGUUCCAAGCGUAUGGCGCAAGGUAUCAAUGUAUCUUGUACUUACCUCCAGGACGAGAAUGGCAUACCUGUGUCAGCUCAGCGCGCAAAGCUACAUACCCAAGGACUUGCACCAGAAUCGAUCGGGCAAGCUUCACUCGACGUCAUCAAGUGGCUGGUUCACAUGUUGCGGAAGGAAUACCUGGAGCUUCGUUUGUGCGCCGACAACUGGAAAACCACGAGGCUCAUGAUCGAUAACUAUUCCCAAUGGUACAACUACCACAUCAAGAAAAAGGGUGGCAAGCGUGUGAAGGCCGAGUCUGAAGACAUGGGCCUAGAGGAAGAGACUGCCUCCGAAACGAUCCCGAUCAUUAAAAAAAGAAGAUUGUCUGACUCUGACGAGAACCACACCGCAAAGCGCCCACACGUAGAUUCGUCAUCAGAGGAUAUACUAGCAUCACCCCCUUCAAUAUCAACCGAAGAAUUAGUGUCACCCCCUUCGCCAUCACACGAUGGCACUACACCCAACCGUGAGCCAACCCCUCCACCACGAAUGGACAAAGGCAAAGAGAAGGAAGUUGUUGCUGUCGAGGUCAAAAACCCUCUCUCUAAUCUUGUCCUCAAACCUCGACCCACACCCGUUUCACAGAAACCCCCUUCACCUUCUAUUGUUUCCUCAAGUUCAGGAUCCAACCCUGCUGUAGUGCCGCCCUCCACCAACAUCACGCCAAUCUCCAGGCCAGAGAUCUCAUCGAGUUCCGAUUCAGCUUCCCUUGCUGUAAAAAUGGAACUCGUUGGAGUGACCCACGCCGAACAAACGAAACCCACGAUCAACUCAAAGCCUGAUGCCAUCAAGAAGCGACAGCCAAGUACCAAGCCGAUGCGUGUGAGCCCCAAGAUCACGGCGCGGAAUCUUUGCGCCCUCGAGUGGCAAUCAAACGGCAAUCAAAAGGAACCAGCGAGCGUCUUUGCGACUUACUGGAAUGGUUAUACAAGCGCAAAGUAUCUGUUCAGGUGGCUUCCUCAGGACUGGUUCAAGUGGACGACAACCACGAUGACUAGAGGGCAUAUGGCGGGAUGGCGGGAUGGCGGGAUGGCGGGCGGGAUAGCGGACGAGGCGCAGCGAGCAGCGAUACCCUACUCACCUAAUGAUAGCGAUACCUAUAGAUAA
Messenger RNA from Suillus fuscotomentosus, 1776 nucleotides. RefSeq lists its product as uncharacterized. Bases 1 to 1776 code for a protein of 591 amino acids. The record is from RefSeq and is a predicted model, not a curated record. Lineage: Eukaryota; Fungi; Basidiomycota; Agaricomycetes; Boletales; Suillaceae. The transcript has 11 exons.